This is a messenger RNA of Hippocampus zosterae (dwarf seahorse), 3294 nucleotides long. It is a transcript of the gene tubgcp5, whose product is annotated as tubulin, gamma complex associated protein 5. Lineage: Eukaryota; Metazoa; Chordata; Actinopteri; Syngnathiformes; Syngnathidae. The transcript is spliced from 22 exons. The record is from RefSeq and is a predicted model, not a curated record. Gene Ontology annotation, cellular component: centrosome; spindle pole; gamma-tubulin complex. Gene Ontology annotation, biological process: microtubule nucleation; spindle assembly; meiotic cell cycle. The coding region runs from base 263 to 3280 and encodes 1005 amino acids. Gene Ontology annotation, molecular function: microtubule minus-end binding; gamma-tubulin binding.
AAUUUGAUUCUAUUUUAAUCAACAAUACACUUUAUGUUACAGAAAUAAAGCAUAUAAAAGCGGGUUUUUUUUCUUAGAUUCGCGCAUGCGCAUUAGCCCUCUGCGAGCAAACGAAGAUGUUGCUAUGAGUUAACCAGAGCUCCUCUGGCUACAGUCACAAAUGGCGUUAUCCAAAACAUGUUACCACAAAUAUUAGUGCCUCGUUUUGUGUAGGGUAGUCCACCCCGUAGACACCUCGCCAUAUGUGACGCCGAGCUAAACUAUGGCUCACUGGAGCACUUUUGAGAAGGAGACGGAGAGGGAGACGAAGGAGCUGAUCAGAUGUGUGAGCGGACUGGACGACGAGGAGGAGCACAACUUCCAGUUGGCGCUCAAAUUCGCUUGGUCCAAUUUCAAGUUUCAUCGUUUCCUAGACGUGGAUAGCCACAAAGUGCAGCGCAGCAUCAGUGGAAUCCACGAAAAGCUUAUGGUGCACUCGGAAGUGAGUAAGGCCGAAAGCUGGAUGAGGCUGACUGAUGAGUUCCUCAAUUCGCCCCUAGCCAACACCACUGGAACAAAGACUGACGUUCACUACAGCGUACUGUCGCUGCUGCUCCUCUUAUCAGGCUCCCCCUCCAACACAAACUUUACCGAGAGACCCCGGGUGAAAGAGGCCGAACCAGAGGACAAUUUUGACUGGGCGAAAUACCUAUGGGAGGGUGAGGACAUAGACAAUGGGCCGUACCCUGACACUCCUGAGUGGUCCGAGGAGGAGAGCGAGGGUGAAGACAGCCGUCAGCCAAUCAGCAGGGAAGACUCCGGGAUCCAGUUGGACAAAACCCCGCAGGAGGAUAAAGACCACGCCGGCGAGACGGUUUCGGUCCCGUGGACAGUGGGUGAACCCGACGCCCGAGCCUGGCUGGAGCAACACGUGGUGACUCCCUACUGGGUGCCGCACGCCUCCCGUUUUGCCCACAGCCUCCAUUUACACUCCAACUUGUUCAAUGUCUGGGACCAGCACUUGUAUAACACCGAUCCGCUGUAUCUGCCCGAAGAAAAAGCUUUUGUGACUGAGACGCAAGUCAUCCGCGAAACACUGUGGCUUCUAUCAGGGGUGAAGAAACACUUCAUUUUCCAACAUCACGAUGGGAAGGUCUCGGUCAGGAAUAACGUGGUGGUCACUCAUCUCACCAGUAACUGCCUCCGUUCCGUGCUGGAGCACGUGGCCGCGUACGGCCAGGCGGUGUUCCGCCUGCAGAGAUUCAUCGACGAGGUGACGGGCCACAGUCCCGAGCUCGGUCCAGCCGGCGCUAAAAGGGGCUCCGAACCUCCGUUCAGGACUUACCAGGCCUUUGUGUGGGCCCUCAAUAAGUACUUCACCAGCUUCAAGGAGGAACUGGUCACCAUUGAGAGAGGGCUCGUGUCCAAAGAUGAGACGGUGACGCUGUCCGCCGCGCUGGAGCGUCUCAGCCCGCACCUCGCGCAAAUCAAAGUGCUGCACAAGGUUUUUUGCACCGGCAUCGCCGAGGUGCCGCCCGAGACCCCGAAUGUUGUGCGGGCCUCGCACUUGCUCAACACGCUCUACAAGGCCAUCAUCGAGUACGACAGCGUCGGGGAGGCUUCAGAGCAAACGGUGGCUUUGCUCUUUUCACUCUGGACCGAGACCGUACGACCAUAUUUAGAGAUAGUGGACGAAUGGAUCGUCCACGGACACCUGUUCGAUCCCGCCAAAGAGUUCAUCAUCCAAAGGAACAAGGACGUGGCGGUGAAUCACAGGGACUUCUGGCACGCCACCUACACGCUGUACAGCAUCUCUGAGACGGUGGAGAGCGAGACGAGCGACGCGGCCAGCGGCAGUUCCGGAGGGGACGGCGCGGCGGGAAACCGGCAGCUAACAAUGGUGUCCUUCCUCAAGCCUGUCCUCAAACAGAUCAUCAUGGCUGGAAAGUCCAUGCAGCUCCUGAAGAACCUGGACCGCAAUGAAGAUGCUCAGCAGUCCUCCAGAGAUGCCGAGCGCAAGAGUUUGUACACGCUGUUCCUGGAAUCGGUGCAGUCACGUCUGUGCAGCCAGGAUGCGUCUCCCUCUGGUGCCGUGACCGAGCAACAGGCCAGCAGGAAGAGCCUGAUCCGGAUGCAGUCGGUCAUCGCGCAGCAUCUCCAGAUCGAAGAUCUCCACGAUCCGCUCCUGGCCAUCAAUUUUGCCAGGCUGUACUUGGAGCAGAGCGACUUCCACGAGUGCUUCUCCCGGGACGACUUUACCGUGGACCGCUCGUCGCAGUCGGUCACCUGCCAGACAUUCGAGCUCACGCUGCGCUCCUGCCUCUACCCACACAUCCAGCGGCGCUACGUCGAGUGCUGCGGCAACCUCAUGAAGACUCUGAAAAAAGACUACAAGCUCCUGGAGUACCUUCAGGCCAUGAGGCACUACUUCCUGCUAGAGGCCGGCGACACCAUGUACGACUUCUACACAGCCAUUUUUGACAAGGUGCGCGAGAAGGAGAGCUGGCAGCAGCCGUCCUUCCUCAACGGCCAGCUGCAGGAAGCUGUCGGACAACGCCGCCCGGAGGACAGUAGCAGAUUGUCAAUCCUCUUGGAGACGAUUGAUCCUGGUCGGAAGAAACACCCUGUCAAUAAUGUUGAAGUGCUGACCCUCAGUUACAAGGUUCCGUGGCCCGUGGACAUAGUCAUCAGUUCCGAGUGCCAAAAAAUAUACAAUCAAGUGUUUCUGCUGCUGCUGCAGAUCAAAUGGGCCAAGUACAGCUUGGACACACUUCGAUUUAGCGAGCUUGCAGAUUUCACACAGAAACUGGAGGGGGCGCCGGCCGACGAUGCCAAGCAGAAAGAGCGACUGGUCAAGCAGCAGAUUCACCGCAUGUGUUUGUUGCGUGUCAAACUCAUGCACUUCGUCAACAGCCUUCACAACUACAUCAUGACCAGGAUCCUGCACAGCACCGGACUGGAGUUCCAGCACCAAGUGCAGGAAGCAAAGGACCUAGACCAGCUGAUCAAGAUCCAUUACAGAUACUUGGCAACCAUUCAUGACCGUUGCUUAUUGAGGGAGAAGGUCAGUUUUGUUAAGGAAGCCAUCAUGAAGGUGCUCAACCUGGUCCUCAUCUUCUCGGACCGAUGGCAAGCCGGAUUUGGAGCCUGGAAGAUUGAGUCCAUUGCCAAAAUGGAGUCCGAUUUCAAAAAUUGUCACAUGUUCUUGGUGACCAUCCUCAACAAGGCUGUGUGUCGUGGCUCUUUCCCUCAUUUGGAGUCACUCGCCCUCUCGUUGAUGGCGGGCUUCGAGCAGUGCUGACAAGGGGGACUCAU